Molecule: messenger RNA, 1871 nt
Organism: Lucilia sericata (common green bottle fly)
Lineage: Eukaryota; Metazoa; Arthropoda; Insecta; Diptera; Calliphoridae
Gene: BBS1
Product: Bardet-Biedl syndrome 1 protein homolog
Exons: 6
Coding region: 72-1871 (599 amino acids)
Biological process (GO): non-motile cilium assembly; protein localization to cilium
Cellular component (GO): centrosome; axoneme; BBSome
Molecular function (GO): patched binding; smoothened binding
Source: RefSeq, a predicted model, not a curated record
AUCGGUAGCAGAAACAUCAUCAUCAUUUUGGGUAAAAGCUACGGAAAUAACGAGAGUGUUUUGAAAUAAAUAUGGGUACUCCGGGAAAUUGGCUACAGGUUAUUGUAGACGGAAAUGAAAAACCUCAGUUAACCACUUUACCAUCAUGUAUGACUGUCAGCGACAUCAAAUCAGACAAUUAUGUUAGAUUAAUAGCCACUGAUAUAACAUUAGAUGAGGAACCACCAGCAGCUAAACUAAAAGUAUUUCGAGGUAUUGAUUUGGAAUCCGAACAUGAAUUAAAGGGCAUACCAGCAGCUAUAGAAAGUUUAUACAUAGAUGAAUCGGAACCGAAAACACCGAUUUUGGCUGUGGCUAUCAGUGAAUCGGUGUUAUUCUAUCGUCAUAUGAAACCUUAUUUCAAAUACACUUUACCCGAAUUAGAGGUUUUGGAGGAAGAAAAGGAAAUAUGGCGUAAAUUAAAUAUAGUAAGAACGGAUGAUCAAGAAGCUCUUAUAGAGGAACUUAAAGCUAUGGAACGUCCUAAACUCACUAGGAAAUCGCAGCAUUUGCUAAAUCUAAUGCCCCAAGACAGGGAUAGAUUUAUACGAGAACAAGGAGAAAACAAUUUAAUACGUUAUCCAUCUGCCGUUGCCCUUAAAUGUCUAGCCCGUGUUUCGAGUGGCGUUUCACAACCUCCCUCACAUUUAGUAAUUGCCACCGAUACUGGUGAGAUUUUAAUACUAGAACCUCAAAGUUUUGGCCUAUUAUAUCGAGCAAGGGCUUGUCCCGAAAUAACUCCUAGCAUGUUGGCUGUCAAUGGUUGUUUUGAAACAGACUUCUGUAUUGCUAUAGCCACACGUUAUGGCUCGGUUUAUCUGUUACGCAAAACAGCCAACGAAGGUCAAGAAAUAUUUAAGUUAUCCUAUCCUUUAACUGGCUUAGUUCUACUGCCCAUUGAUCAAACCAUAGUAGUGUCAUCGAUGGAUAAGAAAUUACUUUGCUAUUCGAAAAAGGGUAAACAAUUGUAUAUGGUACGUUUGGAGGAACAACCCAUUUGUAUGAGCAUGGUGAAUUUAACUCAUUUGGGUUUAACUCUAAUUUGUGUGGCUUUACAAGGCGGACUCGUGCAAUUUUAUAUGCAAAAAUAUUUAGUGGAUGAAUUUCAAAUUUGUGGCACUGUCAGUUCCAUGAUAUUUGGCUAUUUGGGUUUGGAAGAACAUGUUCUUUGCUUGACAACUAUUGAAGGAGAUUUGGUGAUUAAAAUACUAAAGAGAACAGCAUCAUUUGAACCAAAUCAAAAGUUAUCCGGACGUGGCAUGCCGCAUGUCUCAGAUAUGGUACAAAAUGCAGUUUUGGAAAAACCCAAAAAGAGUUCUAUUUUUGUAGAACAAGUGGCUCGAGAAAAACAGAAUGCUAAAUCCACUUAUGGUAGCUUUCAAGUGGAAUUAUGGCGUUUAAGACAUACUGCUGCUAGAGCCACAGUUGAUGCUUUAAAUUCUUCCGAACGCACUAUAUCGGGUGACAUAACUCAUGCUCCUGUCAAACUUUCAGCUGAAGUUUGUGGUGUCGGUCCGGUCUUUCGUUUGUACUUAACCAUACAAAACUUAUCAACAUACAAAAUGGCUUCGAAUUUAGUAGUUUUACUUCAUGCCGACAGACGCCAUUAUACUAUACAAAAAUCUAUGGCCAAGCUUCCCAGUAUAUUACCUGGAGUACCAUUGAAGAUUGAUUUUGAAGUAGUGGCCGUUUUGGAUAUUAACGACAAAUUACCACCGCAUACUCUAACACCAGAUAACUCACACAUACGUGUAAUGAUAAUGAAAAUUCAACAAACAAAACCAUUAAUAGCAGCCGUCAUAGCAAUGCCACAAUCAGAAGCUAAUUUCUAA